This is a messenger RNA of Penaeus indicus, 1419 nucleotides long. Its product is annotated as putative ammonium transporter 1. The transcript is spliced from 10 exons. Gene Ontology annotation, biological process: ammonium transmembrane transport; ammonium homeostasis. Bases 1 to 1419 code for a protein of 472 amino acids. Gene Ontology annotation, cellular component: plasma membrane. The record is from RefSeq and is a predicted model, not a curated record. NCBI's taxonomy places the organism in Eukaryota, Metazoa, Arthropoda, Malacostraca, Decapoda, Penaeidae. Gene Ontology annotation, molecular function: ammonium channel activity.
AUGCAGUGCGGAUUUGCCUUUUUGGAAGCUGGUGCUGUGAGAUCCAAAAACACGAUUAAUAUCCUUGUUAAGAAUAUGCUGGACGUCUUCAUCGGCGGCAUAUCCUACUGGCUGGUCGGCUACCCUCUGGCCUUCGGCGAGGGCAAUGCCUUCUGCGGCGCCUCCUACUGGGCAUCGUCAGGCCUUCCCGAGGACCGCCUUGCUCACUGGUUCUUCCACUUCGUCUUCUCCGCCACCGCUGCCACCAUUGUCUCCGGAGCCGUGGCUGAGAGGUGCGACCUUAGCGCCUACGUUGCGUACUCCGUGGCUCUGACAGGCAUAGUCUACCCGAUCAUCAGCCACUGGGCUUGGGCACCGGGCGGCUGGCUCUUGUCCCUCGGGUAUCGGGAUUUCGCAGGAUCCGGCGUCGUUCACGUGACAGGGGGCGUGGCUGCUCUGGUGGGGGCGGUCAUGCUGGGUCCGCGCCACGCCCACUUCGGUACCGGGAGACGGGUCAUACGAGGUCAUUCGCUACCGCUAACGGCAUUCGGAGGUUUCAUCAUCCUCUUCGGUUUCCUGGCAUUCACCUGCGGAUCACAAGGCAGCAUCACGCGAGAGGGAGACGCACAGGUAGUGGGGAGAGUCGUCUUUAACACCGCGCUCUCUGGCUGUUCGGGGGGAGUCUGCGCUCUGCUUUUGCACAGGACGGGUCGGCGGCGCUCUCAGGCUUGGUCGUUCCUCAUGGCGCUCAAUGGGGCCAUGACUGGUAUGGUAUCGAGCUGUGCCGGCUGCAACGCCCUUCGUCCGUGGGCGUCCUGUCUCACGGGCGUCGCGGCAGGACUGGUCUUCUUCGUCGGACACCACCUCCUGCUUCGGCUCAAUGUUGACGACCCUCUGGACGCCGUCGCGGUCCAUCUUGGAGGAGGGCUCUGGGGCCUUGCUGCUGCGGCCCUUCUGCAGGAUGGGGGUCUGUUCUACGGCGGGUCAGCUGGUCUCCUGGUCUGGAAUCUCGUGGGUGGUCUCGCCAUCGUGGGCUGGUCUGGCGGUCUGAGUUUCCUGGUCUUCGGCGCCCUCAAGCGGUCGGGGAAUUUGAGGGUCUCUUUGGCUGUGGAAGUUCGGGGUCUGGAUCUCGCCAAGCACGGGGAAGCAGCUUAUCCAGCAGAGGCAUGGGAAGAGUCACAAUACUUCUGUCACAUUUCAUCGGGCUCUGACCAUCGCGCCCGACCUCCACCAGGGUACCCCAAAUACCCAACCUUCCCCCCUACCCGCCGCCCACGUGCCCAAAGCCACGAUCACUACCAGCGCCCACAGAAAGACGCCCACGAUGCCCACGGCGCCCACAAGGAGGAGGACUCAUCCAUCAGAGCUACUGAUAUGAAGAGGAGAGAUUCACAAGGGGAAUAUUACGAGAAAAUUGCCAAGGAUGGAGACGCCGUUUAG